Molecule: messenger RNA, 6460 nt
Organism: Temnothorax curvispinosus
Lineage: Eukaryota; Metazoa; Arthropoda; Insecta; Hymenoptera; Formicidae
Gene: Dgk
Product: diacylglycerol kinase 1
Exons: 15
Coding region: 116-2530 (804 amino acids)
Biological process (GO): intracellular signal transduction; diacylglycerol metabolic process; lipid phosphorylation
Cellular component (GO): plasma membrane
Molecular function (GO): calcium ion binding; ATP-dependent diacylglycerol kinase activity
Source: RefSeq, a predicted model, not a curated record
CAAAUUCCUGAAUUCGUAUCUGGAGAUCGAUACACCGGAUGAAUUAUGCCGACAUCUAUUCCUUUCAUUCGUCAGGAAGGGCUCGCGCGGGGUGGACGGCAAAGCCUUCAAAGAGAUGGCCGUGCUAACCUCGACAACCGCCUGCGCCGCAAUUACAUCGCACACGACUUCCAGCAGUAACGUUAAUAGCACCGGCGUACCAGGCGGAACUUCCACGGAGAGUCAUGUUGGAUCCUCGCUGGCCGACAAAAUUCACGGAAUCACGGAAAAAUUGCAGGCGCUGGGCCAUCACAGAACGGAAAGCGAAGCCUCGAGGACGCGUACGGGAAGCGUGCAUCCGAUGUUAACGGUCACCCAUACGUCGUACAGCUGUCACGACGUGCUAGAGAAGAAGAGCACGGACAGCAGUCCAAGUCAAAGCCAAAUGUCGCGUAAUUCAUCCAGGAAGUCGAACAAUUCCCUCCUUGUCAACAACGGGAAAUUGGAAGAGAUGAGGCAUCUUGUCAGAAAGCAAAGCACAAUAGAUGUCCAGUCCGUUAAAGUCAGCCUCAAAGACAUCGUUUGUUAUCUCUCCCUCUUAGAAGCCGGCAGACCGGAGGAUAAACUGGAAUUCAUGUUCCGGCUGUACGAUACGGAUGGGAACGGCGUUCUUGAUACGAACGAGAUGGACUGCAUCGUAAAUCAAAUGAUGAACGUUGCGGAGUAUCUUGGCUGGGAUGUCUCAGAGCUGAAACCGAUUCUGCAAGAUAUGAUGAUAGAAAUUGACUACGACGCAGAUGGUACAGUGUCGCUGGAAGAAUGGAAGAGAGGUGGCCUCACGACAAUACCCCUGCUGGUUCUUCUGGGUCUGGAUUCCAACGUGAAGGAAGAUGGGAACCAUCUGUGGAGGCUAAAACAUUUCAGCAAGCCCGCGUACUGCAAUCUCUGUCUAAAUAUGUUGGUUGGCCUCGGCAAGAAAGGGCUUUGUUGCGUCUUUUGCAAAUACACGGUGCACGAGAGGUGCGUGCAAAGAGCGCCAGCCUCCUGCAUAGCCACUUAUGUCAAGAGCAAGAAGACAUCCCAAACAAUGGCUCAUCAUUGGGUCGAGGGUAAUUGCCACGGAAAAUGUUCCAAAUGCAGAAAGACGAUCAAAAGUUACAAUGGCAUCACCGGCUUACGCUGCAGAUGGUGUCAAUUAACCUUGCACAAUAGAUGUGCGUCACAAGUGCGAGCGGAAUGUACGCUCGGCGAUCAUGCGGUACACAUCCUUCCACCUACGGCAAUUUGCCCCGUUGUACUCGAUAGACAAAGGUCAUUGUCGAGGGACAGCAAACGUGGUAGCAAACACUGUCAGGACAGCUCAUCGGUCAGUUCCGGUGUUUUCCUGAGCUGCGGUAGUUCGUCGACUCAACAACCAGCUAUGUCCUUUCAAAUUACACCAGGGGAGAACACGAAGCCGCUUUUGGUUUUCAUAAAUCCAAAAUCGGGCGGCCGGCAAGGGGAGCGAAUGUUACGGAAGUUUCAAUACAUUCUGAACCCUCGGCAGGUCCAUAAUCUAGCGAUCGGCGGGCCCAUGCAGGGCCUGCAGAUGUUUAAGGACGUGGAGAAUUUUAGGGUGAUCUGUUGCGGCGGCGACGGAACAGUCGGUUGGGUUUUAGAAACCAUGGAUCGUGUGCAAUUCGAAAAACAACCUGCCGUUGGCGUUAUACCUCUCGGUACGGGCAAUGAUCUUGCCAGGUGCUUACGCUGGGGCGGUGGUUACGAAGGAGAAGCGGUACACAAGGUGCUUAAGAAAAUAGAAAAGGCAACGCAAGUGAUGAUGGACCGCUGGCAAAUAGAAGUAGAUCAAAAGGACGAGAAGAAACCGAAUCAAGAUAGUAUACCGUAUAAUAUCAUUAACAAUUAUUUCUCGGUGGGCGUCGACGCCGCUAUCUGCGUCAAGUUUCACAUGGAGAGGGAAAAAAAUCCCGAAAAGUUCAAUAGCAGAAUGAAAAAUAAGUUGUGGUACUUCGAAUACGCAACCACGGAGCAGUUCGCUGCCAGUUGUAAAAAUCUCCACGAAGAUCUCGAGAUAAUUUGUGACGGUACGCCUCUGGAUUUGGCGCAUGGCCCAUCUCUGCAAGGAGUCGCAUUGCUAAACAUUCCUUUCACUCACGGGGGUUCGAACCUCUGGGGCGAACAUCACGUGCGGCACCGCCUUGGCAAACGAAAAAAGCGACCUGACAAAGAGCUCAGUACCAGUAGCUUCAAUUCCGUAGACCUUACAGCCGCUAUUCAAGACAUCGGGGACAAUCUGAUAGAAGUAAUCGGUCUGGAGAACUGCUUGCACAUGGGACAAGUGAAGACCGGACUCCGACAUUCCGGCAGAAGACUAGCCCAGUGUAGCAGCGUCACCAUCAUCACGAGCAAACGAUUCCCCAUGCAAAUCGACGGCGAACCUUGGAUGCAGGGUCCUUGUACGAUUCGCAUCACACAUAAAAAUCAAGUACCGAUGCUGAUGGCACCGCCGCCAGAUAAGAGCAAAGGCUUCUUCCGGUUCUUAAAGAGGUGAACGCAGCAACUUUACGCUUUUACCGAAGGAGGAUGGAUACUAUCGAGUGAAAAGAUCAAUUCCACCUGUCUCUACCCAGUCUUGUCAUCGUCCGGCACGUUUUUUCCUCUUUAUUACGGCGGAAACGUAUCGGUUCCAUCGUAUGUAGUCGCAGCUUCGAUACACGUCUAAAUGCAAAAGAACACGAGCGUCAGCGCGCCUUAGGUAUUCUUGUGUACAGUAUUUUUCAAGAUAAACGAAAUUUUAUGUCCUAGUCUUAGAUCACGCCAAGCGGUAGGCUCGACCGUCUUAAGCCUUUUUAGAAAUUUUUAAUCCGUUUGUCUGCCCUUAACUGGCAAAGUAUGGACAUCGAGCGGAAAGGGUUCGGUUCGGCCAUACGUACGAUAACGUCGUAAUAACUCCGUCGCUUUACUUGUAUCUUUCAGAGUCGCGAUUAUUUUUAAUUUCCGAAUUCGUAUUAAGGUAUCAAUUAAAGUAUCUUUCAAAUUUAGGUGAGAACAGGCUCGCCGACACAAAGACAUCGUCCUUCCAGUUAAGGGUCAAAAUUACCUCGCGCGAGUAUCGGUCGCGCAGCGAGCGCUUUCACGUUGCGAGUUUUGAGUCUAUCGCUUCUUACAUGUGCAGAUCGACACUGGCGCAUGUAUUUACGCAGCAAGUAGACGGCAUAUUAAUACGGCGAGUAUUGUGCGGCGUCGUGCAAACGAGAGUGGAGUUGUAACGGCCACUUUGACUUAACGCGCAUGUGGAUACGAUUCUUUCAAGAUCUAUCGCCGAAACAAUUAUAGCGUCUCUAGCGUAGAAAGGAAUGGGCGAAGCAGAUGGACUAGACUGGUCGACAUUUUCGCUUGUGAUACGUGAUAUAUUCCUAAUUCUGGUUCUCCUUUGCACGAAUCCGUCCGUCAAACACGAGUCACGUACUUUCCUCAAUUAAUGCUAGGUUUUUUGUACCAAGGGCUUAGCCGUAAAAACGCUUAGGCAUAAAUCACGACUUAUUUAUUUAUUUCUACGACGUAUUUAUUUAUUUAUUUAUUUUUCGCGUAUUUUAUAAGUCAGAGCAAUAUAUCAUGAGCAUAUCAACGAGUAAGUGCGAUCGCGCAGCACGUUGUAAUAUUUGGUUGUUAAAUAUUUAUAUAUCUCGCGAAAUUGCGAAGUCAGUGAAUAUCAUUUAAUCUUCGCGGACUGUAAUCGAAUAGCGAAUACAACAACUUGCAUUUUUUUUAUUUUAGCACAUUUAUUGUUUUCAUUAAUUGUAUAUAAUCAUAAUACUUUUCGCGCAUUCAUGUUUCUCGUGCCCGCAAGAAUUACAACUAAAUUUUUCUCGUAUAUCCAUUAACAUACGUUGUCUUAUUACACGUAUAAAUACCUAUAUUCUAUGCAUUAUUGGUGGCCCUACGCUGAUCUAAGUAACAGGUGCUUCAAAACGCUUUUCUUCUUCUCUGCUAAUGUUAUUCCAAUUUAAACUUCGUACACCAAUGACGAUCGAUUCAAUAUCAUUUCUUAAGAUUUCCGUAAACGUUAAGGAAGAAAGUAGCCCUCCCCUAAUAUAGCCAUUAAGUGUAUCGUCUAUUAAAUCAUAUAGAUUCUAUAUUUCCGUGCACUUGUUGGACACAUUUUUGUUAGUACGAUAUAAAAUCUGAGAUAUAUCAAUUUUUCAAUCUAAUUGUAGCGAAAUGGAACUUUAUGUUUUUGUAAUUAUAUAUACAUAUAUACAUAUAUACGCAGCCAAAGGAAUAAUAUAUACAAUUUAAAAUCCCGCAGGGACCAUCUCGAUAUAUAAACGAUAAAGAUUUUAAAUUUUCAUAUCUUCGUGCAGACCGAGAUUUUAAUCUUUUGUAAUAUUCAAACCGUCAUAUUUGCGAAACCUUUCGCGGCUAUUUAGAUUUUACUUGCGUUAGAUAUAUAUUACGCAGACUAAAGUGAAGAGCAACGCGUGACAAUUAAUUGAUUCUAGAGCAACAAAUAACCGUAAGCGAAAGUUUUGCAAUAGAGUAUAGUUUACAUUUAUGACAAUUCGAAGUACAACAUUAUACACCUCUUUCCUAGGUAGAUGGUUUAGCUUACUCUCCACCCACCGGUCACUCAUGAUCGUCAUUGUUUUUUUAUACCGCGAUCGCGCAAGAUGAUUUACGUGACGGUUAACGCGGUCGAUUAGUCGCUAGGUAAAUCGAAAUACUACGCUUACAAAAUAAAACUUGUAAUCGACGAAGAAAGGAAGAAAAGUUUUAAUUUUCAAGUCGUUACCUACUAGCGUGCGAGCUCUAGGGGGAAUGAAAAACGACGAAAGAUUGAAAAAAUCGCCGCGAGGACGAACGGGAGUCUAUCCUUGCAGUCCUACGUCUCUUCGAUCUGUGAAUACUAACGGCACAAUAACGACGAUAUUGUUUUUCUAUUGGAUUGGCGCAGUGUCUCAGUGUGCUUUGUCAUUGUGUAACAUUAUAUAUGAUGCGAGAAGACCCAAAAAUUACUCGUUAUACGGCAGUAUGGGGAAAUGUAAGACGUUCGCGACGAGGGCCUGUUGGAAAUUCGAGGGCACAGCUUUCGGGGCGACAAUCGCUGAUACCUGAGACAAAAAUCGGAAGUAAAGAACUGUACUGCGUGCCAACAAUAUUCCAAGAGGGAUCUCGCCGGUAUAAUUUUAAUAACCGGAACAUUGUGGCCAUCUCGUCGUAAAGAAUGCGAUCGCGAAGUGUGAAUCGGAUGUAAAAAUUACAAUUCUAUUAACUGGAAUCGCUAUAGCGAUCCUUGCCUACUGUCCUAAUGCAGAAUGAAAACAAAUGAACCGAGUCUGCGCGAACAAUGUGCAGAGCAAAUGACAAAUAUCUAAUAUCAUAUUAGUUAUGACAGUGAUACAGAGAAAAUUGACGUAGCUAUGCGGAACACUUAUUGUUAGCAGAAUUAUAUGCAGAUAAUUUCUGAUACAAAUAAGAUCAGGGUGAGAAUUUAUUGCUGACAUAGCAGUCGUUUGGAAAGUAAAAGAUUUCGAGGAAGUUUUUCAUUGUUCGAUAAGAAACUUCUUCAUUUUUCAUCUUCUUCGUUCUCUUAUCAUUUUCAUCUUUUAAUUAAGUAACAAGACCCGCUUUGUAGAAUCUCGCUCUCAAAAAGAUGGUUCAAAAAAUGUUGGUAAGAAUUUUGUAAAAAAUUAAACUAUGAACCAUCUUUACGUUGACUUGUAAAUCUCUUUAGAUAUUUUAUAUUCUUCUUACGUUUCUUCAGUGUAAUUAUUCUACGAUUAAUACGAUUUAAUUCGGUAUUAAAUAAUUUAAUUCUUACAUUCGAAAUUUAAGCUACAUCAAGUAUCAUCACUGUAAAUUUUUUUUUUUUUAUGCCACACUAAAGCUUAAUUAUAUCUCUGGACUUUUUUCCACAUUGAAACUUGAAAAAAUAUAUUUAAUUAUAAAGUCUAAUCACUCCGUAAAUAAAACGUGCAAUUAAUAUCUUAAAAAUAGAAGAAAAGGCAGAGAGCAAUACAGUUUCAAACUAAUUUUUUUGUCUGGAUUAAUAAGAAUUUAGUUUCGCAAAAACGAAUUUCCAUAACUUUCUUUCAAACCGCUUAGCCUUCGCGUAAUCGGAAAACGAGUUACGAACGUUUUGAGUCCUACGUCGCUAAUAAUGAGGCAAAAGUUAAACGCUAUUGGAGUUGUACCAUACUGUGUACGAUGUAUUAUAAUCCGAUUCACCUUUCCCUGCGCCCUCGACGAAUAUACGUGAUCCAAAACGCGAUGUCUGGCAUGCGGAACAUAUAGGCGCGUCAUAGUCGUUAAGCGCUACUCGUGGAGCGACAUAUUAGCUGAAUUUUACUGCCAUCUUUUUUUGGGUCUACGUACGUUUGAGCACUACUGCCAUUUUCCAAAGGAUAGACACAUACGCGAACGAAAAAGCCUGUCUAUAGUGUAAUAUAACGUAAGAAAUAAAAUGUAAAUUUAUCGCGAA